AUGGAGAAUGUCCUCAUUGAUCUGGAUACGGGAGUCGCCAAGCUCAUUGAUUUCGGGUUGGGCAGAUUCUUCAAUGAUCCCGAUGAGCUUAUUCACUCGUAUCGUGGCACGUUUUACAGCGCACCACCAGAAUGGUUUAAAGAGGGAAAAUUUAACGGCCUGAAAGCCGCCAUUUGGUCACUGGGGAUCCUACUGUAUUCUAUGAUGACGAGCUGUGAUCCAUUCGCUGUUAACGAGGAGAACGUCCCACUUCAUGACACGUUCAGAGUGCGUGGUGAUCUUCCAGAAGGUGCCCAGAGAUUAUUGUCACGGUGCUUGGCAGUGGAUCCAGCCGAGAGGCCAACACUGCAGGAAAUUUUCAAUGACACAUUUUUGGUGGAUGCCCCAAAACCGCCGCUGCCACGUGAGCUGAUAGAGAAUGGUGGUGUGCGAAGAGAAAAAGUGUUGUAA
Molecule: messenger RNA, 450 nt
Organism: Enterobius vermicularis (human pinworm)
Lineage: Eukaryota; Metazoa; Nematoda; Chromadorea; Rhabditida; Oxyuridae
Source: the annotation of a GenBank genome assembly